UGCGCGUGCGGGGGGUCAGGGUUAGGGUUAACCUGCUAGUGAAGCUGGUUAAAGCUCUGGUUCACCUGCGCUGCGGGUCACCUGUGGUCGGGUGUGUGAGGAAGACGUCGGUCGUGUUAUCGGUGCGCUUCAGCGCGCAUGCUCAGUGCGGUGACGCCGCGGCUGCGCGUGUGCGUGCGUGUGUGUGUGUGCGCGCGAGAGCAUUAUUUGGCAGCGAGGCGGCGGAGCGGCGCGAGCGAGACCGAGAGCGAGAGGGUUUCCCGGGAUUAACCGAGUGAAUUACCGGCCGAACCGCCCGGAAGAGCCGCGGUGAGAAGAACAGCGACCCGCGAGACCCGGUGCGGUGAUGUCAGAGGACACGGUGCGGCAGACGCGCAGUCAGAAGCGAGCGCUAGAGCGGGACUCUCUGGCCGCGGACGGUAAGCGGCUGAAGCUGGAGGAUGUCGAGCGCUCGCGGUCAGAGACGGCUGUGACCGUCCAGACCUCCAGCAUCCUGAAGGCCACCAUCAAAGUGGAGCUGCAGACGGGAGACGAGCCCAUGGACACCAGCAACACUGAGAUGAAGAGAGAGACGCCUGAUGAUGUCAUCGUUCUGUCCGACGAGGCGCCCAGUCCACAGGUCAACGGAGGAAAUCACCUCAAAGAGCUGGACAUGGAUGUGCUGAUGAGGAGUUCUCCAAAGGAGCGCGGGCGCGUCAUCAAGCAGCUGAAGGAGGAGCUGCGUUUAGAGGAGGCCAAGCUCAUCCUGCUCAAGAAGCUCAGACAGAGUCAAACACACAAAGACUCCGGAGCACAGAAGCCGGCGGCUCCUGUGUCCAGCGCUCCUCCUCCUCUGAUGAAGGGAUCUGCUGCUGGGAAAACAGCACAACCUGUGAUCACCGCUCGGGCUUCUGGGACGGUGAUUCCUCCUCCGCUGGUGCGCGGGGCUCAGCUGUCCAAACACGGCCCGGCCGGCGCUCAGAUCAUCAUGCCGCCGCUGGUCCGAGGAGCUCAGUCGAUCUCGGUGUCGCCGCAGCAGAUCUCCGUCCUGAGACAGCAGCAGAACUCCUCCUCAGGGCCUCCUCCGCUGCUCCUCGCUCCCAGAGCCACGCUGAGCAGCGUCCCGGGACAGAAGAUCCUCCAGCCCGGCCUCAUCCGCAUGACCUCCAUCCCCAGCACAGGCCUGCUCCUCAGCAUCAGCCAGGCCGCCGGCUCGAAGCUGAAGAGCGGCUCGAGUGUGAGCUCGUCUCCAGACGGCCGUCAGGCGGCUAAACUAGCGCUGCGCAAACAGCUGGAGAAGACGCUGCUGGAGAUCCCGUCGCCCAGACCGUCCUCGCCGCAGCUCUUCCUGCCGUCGGCGGCCAGUCACGAGUUCAUCUACCUGCUGGGGCUGGAGGAGGUGGUGCAGAACCUGCUGGAGUCUCUGGGCCGAGGUAAGCAGGGUCUGUACUGUGUGUGGUCUGGUGGUAAACAAAUCAGCUAGCCGAGCUGCUGCUCUCAGUGUCAGACGGACUUCACCUGCCGCUGGCGCCGAGACGAGGGCGGAGCCGUCAUGUGUGAGCAGUGCAUGUCGUCCAAUCAGAAGAAGCUGCUGAAGGCUGAACACACCAAUCGGCUGAAGGCGGCGUUCG
Molecule: messenger RNA, 1610 nt
Organism: Cyprinus carpio (common carp)
Lineage: Eukaryota; Metazoa; Chordata; Actinopteri; Cypriniformes; Cyprinidae
Product: transcriptional repressor p66-alpha-like
Exons: 9
Coding region: 347-1462 (371 amino acids)
Source: RefSeq, a predicted model, not a curated record